CUUUAAAAUUGCAACUCCACAUCAUUCAAUUAAUAUUGUGAUUCGCAGCAAUAAGGUUGUAAAUCUAAAUUCUCUUGACCUUCUUGACAUCAUAUCUGUACAUAUCUUGAGUUGGAGAAAGGUAUCGAAUCUGCAACAUCAACUACUUUCACUUCCGUUUUUAAAUACAACAACGUCAACAUCCAUCAAAGGACUCUGCUAUUACAAAUGGGGGAUAUCGUUGUUUCCAUCGUAGCAAAGUUAGCAGAAUAUACAGUGGACCCAAUUUUACACCAUGCUCGAUACUUGUGUUGUUUCAACAACAUUGCUGGGAAUCUUCCAAAUGCCAAGGAAGAAUUGGAAUUAACCCGAAACAGUGUGAAGGAACGAGUUGAAGAAGCUAUUAUGAGGACUGAAAAAAUUGAACCAGCAGUUGAGAAGUGGCUGAAAGAUGUUGAGAAAGUCUUAGAAGAAGUGCAUAUGCUUCAAGGAAGAAUUUCGGAAGUAAGCAAGAGCUAUUUCAGAAGGCAAUUCCAAUAUUUUCUUACCAAAAAAAUAGCAAGAAAAAUUGAGAAAAUGGCUCAACUCAACCACAACAGCAAGUUUGAGCCAUUUUCUAAGAUUCCCGAACUUCCAGGCAUGAAGUACUAUUCAUCCAAAGAUUUUGUUCUUUUCAAAUCAAGAGAAUCAGCUUUUAAGAAGCUUUUGGAAGCAUUAAAGGAUAAAAGUGUUUCCAUGAUUGGACUAGUUGGACUAGGAGGCUCAGGAAAAACUACUUUGGCGAAAGAGGUUGGUAAGAAAGCUGAGGAGUUAAAACUUUUUGAGAAGGUUGUGAUGACAACAGUCUCUCAGACUCCAAAUAUUCGAAGCAUCCAAGUGCAAAUUGCUGAUAAGUUGGGUUUGAAAUUUGUGGAAGAAUCAGAGGAAGCUAGAGCACAAAGACUAUCAGAGAGAUUAAGGACAGGCACAACUCUACUAAUCUUGGAUGAUUUAUGGGAAAAGCUAGAAUUUGAGGCUAUAGGUAUUCCAUCCAAUGAAAACAACAAGGGCUGUGGAGUGAUUUUAACCACUCGGAGUAGAGAAGUAUGCAUUUCCUUGCAAUGCCAAACAAUAAUUGAGCUUAAUCUCUUAGCUGGCGAUGAAGCUUGGGAUUUGUUCAAAUUGAAUGCAAACAUAACUGAUGACUCACCAUAUGCAUCGAAAGGCGUUGCAACAAAAAUUGUAGAUGAGUGCCGAGGAUUGCCUAUUGCAAUUGUGACGGUGGGAAGCACACUGAAGGGCAAAACUGUUAAAGAGUGGGAAUUAGCAUUGUCAAGACUAAAAGAUUCAGAACCACUAGAUAUUCCAAAAGGCUUAAGAAGUCCUUAUGGCUGUCUUGGAUUGAGUUAUGAUAAUUUGACCAAUGAAUUAGCCAAGUCCUUGUUCUUGUUGUGUUCUAUAUUUCCAGAGGAUCAUGAAAUUGAUUUGGAAGAUUUAUUUCGAUUUGGAAAGGGAAUGGGCCUACCUGGGACUUUUGGAACAAUGGAGAAAGCAAGGAGGGAGAUGCAGAUAGCUGUUAGCAUCCUCAUUGAUUGUUAUUUGUUGUUGGAGGCCAGUAAAAAAGAAAGGGUGAAAAUGCAUGACAUGGUUCGUGAUGUAGCCUUGUGGAUAGCAUCUAAAACUGGUCAAGCAAUUUUGGCAAGUACUGGAAUGGAUCCAAGAAUGUUGAUAGAGGAUGAAUCCAUAAAAGAUAAGAGGGCAAUAUCCUUAUGGGAUUUGAAAAAUGGCCAGCUUCUUGAUAAUGAUCAAUUGAAUUGUCCAUCACUUGAAAUUCUCUUGUUUCAUUCUCCCAAGGUUGCCUUUGUAGUAUCAAAUGCUUGUUUUGAAAGGCUAAAAAUGAUUAAAAUCCUGGCAUUCUUAACAUCUAGCUAUACGUGGAGUUUAUAUACGACAUCUUGCACCUUGUCACUGCCACAAUCAAUGAAGUCAUUACAAAAUCUUCAUACUCUGUGCUUGAGAGGUUAUAAAUUAGGUGACAUCUCCAUUUUGGAAAGCCUACAAGCACUUGAGGUUCUUGACUUGCGUUGUUCUUCUUUUAUUGAAUUGCCUAAUGGAAUCGCGUCAUUAAAGAAAUUGAAGCUUCUGGAUUUGUUCUGUUGUUCCAUUCAGGAAAAUAAUGCUUAUGAGGUUAUAGGAAGAUGUUUGCAGCUGAAUGAAUUGUAUUUGUAUAUACUCUCGUAUGCAAAUGAGGAAUUUCCGCAUAAUAUCUCUUUCCCAAGAUUAGAGAGGUAUGUUUUAAUUUAUAAAAUGGGCCCCUUUUACAUGGACCCCUUUUACUUGGCGAUGGAAAUAAUGGACCCCUUUUACUUGGGGAUGGAAAUAAUGGACCCCUUUUACUUGGGGAUGGAAAUAAUGGACCCCUUUUACUUGGGGAUGGAAAUAAUGGAAGAACAUAGACCAUGUAGAGCGUUAUGCACACGUGCUUUUAAUGCGUCAGUUCAAAGUUUUAUAUCAUUACCAAUCAAGGAUUUCUUUCAAAAAGCAGAGUAUCUUCAAUUGGAGAACCUUAAGGGAGGUUACGAAAAUGUAAUCCCAUCCAUGGUUCCACAAGGCAUGAAUCACUUGACUUUCCUAUUCCUCGAAGAUUGUCCAGAGAUAAAAUGCGUCUUUGAUAGUACCAAUGUUGAUCUGCUGCAAACUGAAGAUGCCUUCUCCAGCCUAGUCAUUUUAUGCUUGUCUGAAUUGGAUAACCUUGAAGAAGUGUUUAAUGACCCCUCUUCCAGAUGUUCUCUCAAAAGUUUAGAAGAGCUAACCAUAAAGAGGUGUAGACAAUUGUACAAUAUUUCCUUUCCCAAGAACUCAAAGCUAUGCCAUCUCAAGUUCUUGACAAUAGAUAAUUGCCCGAUGCUAACUUGUAUCUUCAAGCCAUCCAUUGUCCAAACUCUAGAGCUGCUAGAACAAGUAACAAUAAUUGACUGCUAUGAAUUGAAGCAGAUAAUAGAAGAAGUGGAAGAAGGGAGUGUUGAUUAUGUUAGCAGUCAAAGUCAUACCUCUUUGAUGCUUCCAAAAUUAAGGACACUUACUAUUCUUCGAUGUCACAGCUUGGAAUAUAUAUUCCCUAUGUGUUAUGUUCACGGGCUAGCAAGUUUGGAAGAACUGGAAAUUGAAGAAUGUAAUGAGUUGAAGUAUGUAUUUGGCAGUGAAAAGGAACAUGAUCUUAGAGUGUACCAGCACCAGAGUCAUCCUCAGACUAAUAUUCACAUCAAUUUGGGAGCUCUAUGGUUGUUUCGGUUGCCGAAUUUGGUUGAGAUUUGGCCUAAAUAUUUUGAUCCACAUUUACCAAAUUUGAAAGAGCUACGAUGCAUUGAUUGUCCAAGACUGCCUGACUCUUGGGUGCGUAGGGUGAUGAUUAUUGAUUCAGAUCUGCAACAAGACUCAACUGCAACGGAGAAGGAAUUAUUAUGCUUGGUUACCACCACAUUCAACCAAUUAUCCGAUCAAGUGCUUUCCUCUAAACUUGGACAUGUACUCAAAUUUAGAAAACUUGGAUUGACUGGUCUUGGAGUAAAAGGUCUUUUCCAAUUCCAAAUCAGAGAACAUGGGAGCAACACAGAACUUGCUCCUUUAAACUUGGAUCUAACUCAUGCUGACUUGUGGGAUCUACCUGAGCUCGAGUUCAUAUGGAAGGGCCCCUCAAAUUUUCUAAGCCUCCAGAUGCUUGACAGGAUUCAUGUGGAUGGAUGUCCAAAAUUGAAAGCCAUCUUCUCCCCUACCAUUGUUAGAAGCUUACCAAUGCUGACAAGCCUGUAUAUAACUGAUUGUGAGGAAUUGGAGCAAAUAUUUGAUUCAGGUGAUGCACAAACCCUAUAUACUUGUUCACAACAAGUGUGCUUCCCAAAUCUCGAGGAUAUUUGGGUCAAAAAGUGCAACAAGUUGAAAUACCUUUUUCAUAAUUUUGUGGCUGGUCACUUUCACAAUCUGAUCGCGUUGGAUAUAGAAGACUGCUCUCAGUUACAGAAGGUUUUUGCUUUUGAAUGUGAAACUGAUGACGAUGAUCAAGAAGGGAUUGUUAUGGAUGGAGAAAAAGUACUACUACGUAAGCUGCUACGUAUAAGACUCAGCAGUUUGCCAAACUUCAAAGAGAUUCACCAUGGAUUCAAGUUAAAAGAUGAUGUUGAAGAACAUAUCAUAAAUGAUUGUCCUAAAUAUUCUCCAAGUUUAUAUCUACACACAGAAGAGUAAAGAAUGAGCAUAGAGCAAGGCGUAGGAGUGUAUGAGUAUGCGGAAGAGAAAGAUGAAGACUAAAGACUCCAUUCUGUUGCCUUACUGACUUGGUGUUCUUUACUCCAUUGUGAUGAGUUAAUUUGUACUUUUUAAAUUAACUUCAUUGGAGGAUUAAUUCCUUGCUUGCUUUUUAUUGUUUAUUUUAUUAUAUGGUGAGCUUCUUUCUAGACUUGUUUUAGUUUGUAGAGUUGGAUUUCAGUGGUGGUUUGUUA
Molecule: messenger RNA, 4454 nt
Organism: Glycine soja
Lineage: Eukaryota; Viridiplantae; Streptophyta; Magnoliopsida; Fabales; Fabaceae
Product: probable disease resistance protein At4g27220
Exons: 5
Coding region: 208-4200 (1330 amino acids)
Molecular function (GO): ATP hydrolysis activity; ADP binding
Source: RefSeq, a predicted model, not a curated record